Molecule: messenger RNA, 847 nt
Organism: Sceloporus undulatus (fence lizard)
Lineage: Eukaryota; Metazoa; Chordata; Lepidosauria; Squamata; Phrynosomatidae
Gene: SRI
Product: sorcin
Exons: 8
Coding region: 107-847 (246 amino acids)
Molecular function (GO): calcium ion binding
Source: RefSeq, a predicted model, not a curated record
CUCCUCCUCCUUCUAUGGACUUGGUGCAGUCAAGGCCUACUCGAAGGUGGAGCUUGGAGCCAGGGCUGGACAAGGGAAAGGAGGAGGCAGAGAGAGAGAGACCAUCAUGGCGUACGCAGGGCACCCGGGAGCCGGCGGGGGCUACUACCAGGGAGGGUAUGGAAGUGCUCCAGGAGGGCCAGCUUUUCCUGGACAGGCCCAAGAUCCUUUAUAUGGCUAUUUUGCUGCAGUGGCUGGGCAGGAUGGGCAAAUAGAUGCUGAUGAGCUUCAGAGGUGUCUGACCCAAUCAGGAAUUGCUGGUGCCUAUAAACCUUUCAACCUAGAGACAUGUAGGCUCAUGAUCUCCAUGCUUGAUAGAGAUAUGUCUGGCAUGCUGGGUUUCAAUGAAUUUAAAGAGCUCUGGGCAGUGCUGAAUGGUUGGAGGCAACAUUUCAUGACUGUGGACACUGAUAGAAGUGGUGCAGUCGAUUCACAGGAGUUGCAGAAGGCCUUGACAGGCAUGGGAUACAGGUUGAGUCCCCAGGCAGUCAAUGGAAUUGUGAAACGAUACAGCUCUCGUGGAAAGAUCUCGUUUGAUGACUACAUUGCCUGCUGUGUUAAACUCAGAGCUCUCACUGAUAGUUUUCGAAGAAGGAUCGCCCACAGGGAUGGUAAACUUCCAGUAGAUGAUUUGGAGAACCCAAGGGAACAUAAAGGCCAGUGGCACUUGCAGUUUCUUCUUCCCAAUAUUCAAAUGUCCCAAAGUAUUGUGGAUAUGAAAAACAAUAGUGUCCUUAAAGAAAUGGGUUCCCCGGAAGAAGAGUCUCAUUCAUAUAUGAUGGGACUGCAGCCUUUCAAGGAAUUCUGA